AUGUCGAAUUUAGACAGAAUAGACUACUACCCGGAUGAUGACCGUUUCAAAAGUUGGGCAUUCGGCGCUGGCAUUGACGCAUACGUCAUUGACACGGGAAUAAAUCCUGAUCACAGUGACUUCGAAGGAAGAGUUUUGCCAGGUUGGCACGCAAGUCGUUUUUCUGAUAGUGAGGACUCCCAAGGUCAUGGUACCCAUGUGGCCAGUAUCUUAGGAGGCGUCCUCUGUGGAACAGCCAAGGAUGUCACCCUCAUCCCCGUCAAAGUAUGCGGCACGACGGGAUGUUCAACUUCGGACAUCCUGGAAGGACUGAACUGGAUAAAGUCACGGGUUCAACAAAACAAGCGUCUGUCAGUCAUUAAUAUAUCACUCAGUGGUCCGUACUCCUCUACUUACAAUGACGGAGUGUACGCUGUAUUGGAUGCAGGCAUCCCGGUGGUAGUCAGCGCUGGAAUUGACGACAAAGGUGAUGCGUGUAAUAAAUCCCCUGCAAGCGUACAAGGAGCCCUCACUGUUGGUGCCACCCAGAGAGAUGAUUACUUGGCUUCUUUCAGUAACAUCGGAUCGUGCGUCGAUAUUUACGCUCCAGGGAAGAGCAUCAGGGGCGCCGACUACGCAAACAACAACGGUUAUAUAUCCUUCAGGGGGACGUCUACGGCGUCCCCUCACGUCGCCGGUGCAGUCGCGGGCUUGUUGCAGGUUUUGCGCGAUGCUGGGUUCUACAGCCAACCAUCUGUAAACGUUGUUGACGACGUCAACUUUUUAAUCAACAGAUUUGCAGAGAAGGGCACAGUGAAGGGACUCCCGUCUGAGGACAACAACAAUGUUAUGCUUCAGACCACCUGCCUGACUUCCUAA
Molecule: messenger RNA, 858 nt
Organism: Lingula anatina
Lineage: Eukaryota; Metazoa; Brachiopoda; Lingulata; Lingulida; Lingulidae
Biological process (GO): proteolysis
Molecular function (GO): serine-type endopeptidase activity
Source: RefSeq, a predicted model, not a curated record